UAAGCUUAACCUGAUCUUGGUGCCAGGAAGUGGCUGCUCGUGUUGGGGCUCGGCGGUGCAAGCGUCGUGAGUUUAUAUUGUCUUCCAACCUGGUCUACCUCCCCGCUUCUAACUCCCACUGGAUGUACCGUCUUUGCGUCUUUAACCGGAAAGUGAAUCCUACCAACUGCACACAUGUGGUAUUUUGGCAGAAUGCUGAUCCAGGCAUCCUAAACCUUGAAAAAGAGGUUCAAUUUGUUAUUGUGCGCGGCUUGCUCAGCCCACUCACCUUCUGUUUGUUCUUGUUAAUGACUGAAAGGCCCAGGCAAACAUGGCAAGGGAGAGUGGUAUGGUACCAAGAAAGACGGUUAUCUUGACUCUAUUCUGUGGGUCAACGUCGAACAAAAGCAUAUGCACAUCUACCUUUCCAAACAUCACCACUUCUCCCGACUGCUAUCUUUGCGAGGUCUCUGUGGUCGACCAGCACUAACAUUGGCCAAUUGACCCGAAGACGGAGAUGCCUCGACUUGGGACUUGGUACCACCAAAGCACAGCAUCUGGAAACUAUAAACAGCAAGACCUCUCUUCAUCCUCGAUUCGGCGGCCUCCUGUGUUUGACUAACCUGACGAUUCUGCUCAGGAAAUACUUCAAGAGUCCUCGCUCGAAAGUUGAUUGAACUAUUUGCAUUACUCAACUUAUUGCAUCUUGUAUGCUCUUCUGCUGCUUUAUUCACAGCAUCCACAUAGGGACUGAUUGGGCUCCUUGUUGUUACAUUCAGCCCUCUGUAUGUCAUUGCAUCCAGGUACACUCCUCAAUCUUUGUUUCCGUGAGAAUCACCAAACUUUGUGGUUGAGUCUCGCUUUACACGUGGCUACCCCUUGGCUCAGAUCUCGAUUUUGACUGAUCGAUAUUCGGUACUGGCCACUCACCUUUACCUUUCCACACUCGAGAUUGUUGGUGGCAGGGCUGAGCUUGACUUGAGCUAUGAUGAAGGCACAUCAACAGAGGGGAAGAACUCACACAAGUUUACCCUCACUCAUCACCCUCGUUGCCAUCGUUUCUCCUCUAGCAUCAGCGGUACCCUCUCUCACCGACGAUUCAAAAUGCGAGUGUUACCUGACAAACGGUACACAAGCUUCCUUCUUCGCCACCCACGAAUUUCUAGACUUCCGAAACCUAGCUGAACACGCCGGCAUUCCACCCACCAUCACCAAACCCAACGACAGCGGAAGUGCACCCGUCACUAGCGAAUACUUCACUUCCAAAGAAUGGACCGAGGCAUUUUGGGUCCUAAGUUGGAACAACAGCCACCAAAUCCGCGAGGACGCCACAGUGCUGAUGGUUAACUCGCCCAAUAACGUUUACAUUGAAGCCAACAGUGACCGCAACCCGUCCUCGCAAACCUGGCUCACCCUGCGCACCCAACGUCUCAAAGACUUCCAAACCGCCUCCGAGAUCGAGUCCGUCGCGCCCGGCUUUCAGUACCUCUCCGUCCGCAUGCUCGCCCGCACCGUCGGCUCCCCGGGCGCCAUCACCGCCUUAUUCACCUACCGCGACGCCGACCGGCUCGCGGACGUGCAGGAGUCUGAUCUCGAAGUACGCACCAUGGACCCGCGCAACACGAUCCAGUACACCAACCAGCCGUCCUAUACGGAAGAGGGCGAAGAGAUCGACCACGCUACCAAGAACGUCACGCUUCCCCCAGGCCACCCGGAUUGGACCCACUGGGCUGUGCACCGGCUUGACUGGACACCCAAGGAAACUGUCUGGUACGUGGAUGGGACCGAGGUUGCGACUAUCUCGUUCCAGACGCCUAGAGAUCCUAGCAAGGUUAUACUGAACGCGUGGAGCGAUGGCGGCGAGUGGAGCGGGAACAUGUCGGUUAACGACGCGGCGUAUUUACAGAUUCAGUGGUUGGAGAUUGUGUAUAACGCCACGGAUGAAAAUCCCGCAAAGAGGAAGAGAAAUGAUAGUGGGGUAGCAGCUGUGAUGCCGAGGGAGAGGGAUGAGGAUGGGGAGGGUGGCUGUGAUGUGGUGUGCAGUAUAGAUGAGACUCCGGAACCGGGAAAGCCGGUGAUGUUAUGGAAUAACGGGGCAAUGAGGAUGGUCGGUGGAGGGUUGGUUGCUUGGAUACCUUCAUUAGUGACCUUUGGUAUGCUCGCUUUGAUUUCUGGGGGGUUGUGGUAGAGAGAAGCAGGUUGUAAGAGCACGUUGUCACAUAAAAUGGCGUUAGGAGGGUAUACAUAAACAUGUUCAGGCAGGUUUUACAGUGAAUCAAGUGAUGAGUGUGUCCGGAGGAUUGAUCAUAAAAAGAGCGAUAGUUGUAACAUCCUCGGUCGAGUAAACAACUUAUAUAUACAUAGAAACCAGCUCACCGGGUUCAUGACGUGUGUCAAUGAUCAAUUAGCCCACCUUA
Molecule: messenger RNA, 2396 nt
Organism: Neurospora crassa OR74A
Lineage: Eukaryota; Fungi; Ascomycota; Sordariomycetes; Sordariales; Sordariaceae
Exons: 1
Coding region: 965-2167 (400 amino acids)
Biological process (GO): carbohydrate metabolic process
Molecular function (GO): hydrolase activity, hydrolyzing O-glycosyl compounds
Source: RefSeq, a predicted model, not a curated record